ACAGGGACUUCGUUAUUUUGAGGAUGGUUGCAAGUUUGGAUUACGUUUACGUCAAAACAUAUAGUAGAGGAGGACCUUAUGUGGUGGGAAUGGCAGCAGGAUACCUCAUAACAAAAUUCAAUCGGGAAAAAUAUAAAAAAGUUAUACCAAAGAUUUGGUCAUUUUCUGCAGUUGUGUUAGCAGUAUCAUUAAUGCUAUUAACAAUGAGUGUGGGAACAAUAUUUUAUGACAGAGAAUACAGCGCCUUAGAAGUAUCUAUUUCUGUCGCUCUAGACAGAGUAGUGUGGGCUUUUGCUGUAUGCAGUAUAGUUGGAGUUUGCAUAUAUGGCGACCUGCCGAUUAUCAAUGACUUUCUGAGUUGGUCGUUGUUCCGGCCCCUCGGGAGGUUAUCCUAUGGGAUCUACUUGCUUCAUGCCAUGUUCCUGGAACGGAUAAUAUUUUCUACCAGAGCCCCGUUGAAGUACGAUCAUCUGGAAUUUUUCAUAAUCACUUGCGGCGCGACCGUAGUGACUUCCAUUGCCAGUCUGUUCGUCUGGUUAGUGGUGGAAGCGCCGCUUACCAAUAUCUGCGAUGCUAUUAUGUCAGAUAAGAAAUCACCACAAAAGGAAAACGAAAUGACUAACGAAGCUACUCAAAAUGGUCAAAAAAAAGUAUUAUAAAUGUUUUUUAAAUGUAAUAUUUAUUUUAAAUGAUGUUUACUUUAACCAAAACCCCAGGUUUCGGAGCGACAUACUCGUGAAAUAACAACCAAGCUAUUUAAAUAAAGAUUAAAACAAA
Manduca sexta (tobacco hornworm) is the source of this 777-nucleotide messenger RNA. RefSeq names its product nose resistant to fluoxetine protein 6-like. Gene Ontology annotation, molecular function: acyltransferase activity, transferring groups other than amino-acyl groups. Lineage: Eukaryota; Metazoa; Arthropoda; Insecta; Lepidoptera; Sphingidae. The record is from RefSeq and is a predicted model, not a curated record. The transcript has 5 exons. The coding region runs from base 24 to 659 and encodes 211 amino acids.